UUUCCACCUCCCUCUCUUUCUCUCUCUCUCUAACGUCUGUGCCUCCAACUCCGCACCCUCCGCUGAUGCAGAAUCAACGCUUCACUUCACCCAGUGGCCAACGGUGAUCUCUCUUCCCCCCCCCCCUCAUGCUGGGAUCGUCCUCUGCGCUCUAAUCCACUGAUCAGAAGUGCUCCGUCUUUCUGGAUCCUUUGCCCUUUUUUCCCCUCCCUUCUCUUGGCUGCAGCAUGAGCGCUGACUGCAGCAGUUACUACAACACUGACGGCGUGUUUGUGGAGGCAUUCUCCUGCCCUAAACCAGGCAGCGCUGCCUUCGCCGUCUACUGUUGCGGCUUUAAUGAUGUGAAGUAUUGCUGCGAUGAUCCCAACAGCUUUUUCCCCUAUGAAUAUGGAUACAUGUGGUGGCUGAGUAUCGGUGCUCUGGUAGGUCUGUCAGUUGCAGCGGUGGUGCUUCUCGCCUUCCUCAUCACUGUCUGCGUCCUCUGCUACCUUUUCAUAGCCACCAAACCCAGUCGCCUUGACAACGGCCUGCCCCUCAGAGCACCAGCUGGAGACCCCAGCGAGGGACCCAGUCAUGAGAGAGUGACCAGUGGAGCUGGUCCACAGGGGUUCAGACAACACAUGAUGAACAGGAAGGUCGACUCUGACAAUGAGCCAUCAGACCCGGAGCGGCUUUUCCAGCGGUGUUUUACUGCCACGGUCACAGGCGUUAAAGUUGAAAGUCCCACCUAGGCCGAGGAAGAGGAACUUAUCUGUGGGAAAAGCAACGAGCGGCACUCAGCUCAAGGAGGCAGCUGAACCUGGAUGCUGUCUGAGCUCCCAGCAAACUGCUAUGAGAGGGAAGGCUGCAUUAAUUGAGAUCAUGUGCCAAACAUUAUAGUCACAGUAGCUGAGUGGAGUAAAUUGCUUAACUUUUGCAGUUAUUGGAGUAAAUCCACAGUACACCACUCUUGAAAGCACUUAUCAUGGCAUCUGGAACUUUUUAAGUGGCUGAUCUUUUGUCCUCUUGGAAGCAAAUAAAGACAGUAUGUGUGGCUCUGUGAAAGGCACAUAAUAAUAUGGUGGAGAAGAGCUCCUGGUGACUCACUAAAACGACAACAGGGUAAAUGCAGACAGAGUUUCUGAUGUUUAGUCAGACCCCUGUGACACUCAGUGCUGUGUGUCACCUUAGGAAUGCAAGGAUAAGGGUGAAGGUUUGCCAUGUAAAAGUUUCUGCACCGAGAUCACCAGUUGUUUCCUCACGAGCUUACAGUGAUGCGUCUUUACAUUUAACUGGCAGACAUCCUCUAUUACCCAUCAACGUGAUGGUUGGAAGGUCAACAGUGAACAAUGGCUUCUUUCACCAGUUAUCACAAUGUUUUUCUCAACCCAAUCUCCUUGAACAUAUCUAAUGACAUUAAUAAGUGUCGUGUGAUGUUAACAGUUUGUGACAUAGUGUAUUUCAGUUAAAAUCACGAGGCGAUGAUGUAAAGAGUCAGCUGACAGCACUGUGAAUGAGCAAAUGAUUUGUGAAACUUGAAUAAAACAGACAGCAACCUCAUA
Fundulus heteroclitus (mummichog) is the source of this 1541-nucleotide messenger RNA. Its product is annotated as protein shisa-like-2A. NCBI's taxonomy places the organism in Eukaryota, Metazoa, Chordata, Actinopteri, Cyprinodontiformes, Fundulidae. The coding region runs from base 228 to 731 and encodes 167 amino acids. The transcript is spliced from 3 exons. The record is from RefSeq and is a predicted model, not a curated record.